Molecule: messenger RNA, 1170 nt
Organism: Postia placenta MAD-698-R-SB12
Lineage: Eukaryota; Fungi; Basidiomycota; Agaricomycetes; Polyporales; Adustoporiaceae
Exons: 7
Coding region: 1-1170 (389 amino acids)
Source: RefSeq, a predicted model, not a curated record
AUGGCCCUAAUCUGCCGUCACGACAUACCCAUUUUCCUAGCUAACGUAGAUACUCCAGGCAAGCAACAGAAAUAUGCGAUCGCGCUCCUCGAGCAUCUCUUUACAUUCCUCCCCCCCAAUGCGACUGUUGCGGCACUGUAUGACAUUGGCUGUGUCGUCAAUCGCAGCCUCGAACUGUACAACAUCCUACCUGUUGAUAUCCACCAACGACUCAUAUUCGCCAUCUCCGCAAUGCACGCGUACAGCCAUCAAUGGGCCUGUCAGAUCGUCUACAACCCCCGUUUACACGAAGGCCUCGGGCUCACCGAUGGUGAGGGCGUCGAGAGGCUCUGGUCGAGGCUCCGUAAGCUCAUUCCCAUCACACGCUCGUCUGCGCAAUCACGGCGUAUCUGGCUGAUCGACCGUCAGGCCAAGGUUAUCAGCCUUGAUCUGCGUGACGAUCUGGGCCACUGGAUCGCCCAACGCCUACGCCAUGGAGUGGAAUCAAGGGAGGCGUCGUCUCUUGAAGAGCUGGUGCGAACAUCUAUCAGAGCGCAUGCUCCAGCGCAUCUCAAGAAGGAGCUGGACAUUGUGUUGAGCCUGCAGGCUGACCUUGACACUGUCAACAAGGCUAUCGAAACAACACGGACAGUCCUUGAAAAUGAGGCCCUAUACUCAUCGCUUAACAUCACGGACAGCUUCCCAGACUUCGGAAACGUCAGCCUCGAGUUCGUGAGGCUGCUACUAAUGGCAUGCGACCUGAAGAUCAACAUUCGCAAGCGCGCAGUGGGGAGCUUCUUUGAAUGGGAUCAGCUGGACCAAGCGGUCGGUGGACAGCACAACCCUCUAGGCACCAAGAUCCAUCAGCAGACCCGCAAAGCAAUUGCAAAGCGUACGCCCGCCCUCAAGACAGUGAUCCGCAAGUUCAAUCGCUAUUGCAAGAGCCUCAAAGAACUCAAACAGCCGGAGUGGACCAUCACCCUACCCCUUCCACUUCCCACUGACCUUGACGCCCUCCGCGACGAUGCCAGCCUCCUUGCCGAUGUCUGGAUUGACCCCUCACAAGCUCAAGCCCCCCGAUGGCUCGAAGACGUCGACAUCCGCAAGGGUAUUUGCGCACUCCUACUUGGAGAUUGUUGUCUAGAGGAGCAGCGCUGUCACGAGUUGACACGGCGUCUAGCCGUUUUUUAA